Aspergillus steynii IBT 23096 is the source of this 855-nucleotide messenger RNA. Its product is annotated as putative L-cystine transporter. Gene Ontology annotation, cellular component: fungal-type vacuole; vacuolar membrane. The record is from RefSeq and is a predicted model, not a curated record. Bases 1 to 855 code for a protein of 284 amino acids. Gene Ontology annotation, molecular function: L-cystine transmembrane transporter activity. NCBI's taxonomy places the organism in Eukaryota, Fungi, Ascomycota, Eurotiomycetes, Eurotiales, Aspergillaceae. The transcript has 3 exons. Gene Ontology annotation, biological process: L-cystine transport.
AUGGUCUCCCAGCUGGAAAUCUUCGUGAGGGCUCUGUCUCGCACGUUGUGUUGGUCUGCGUCCUUCUAUCCCCAGCCCAUCAACAACUUCCGCCGGAAGGCAACGACUGGCCUGGCCAUCGAUUUCCCAACGAUUAAUGUUCUAGGAUUUAUUUGCUAUACAGCCUAUACUUCGGCCUUCAUGUAUUCGCCCGUAAUUCGAGGCCAGUAUGCUGCUCGUCAUCCGCUGUCGGAGGAGCCAACUGUGCGCUUCAAUGAUUUUGCCUUUGCCCUCCAUGCCGUCGUUAUGAGCACCCUCGUUUAUAGUCAGUUCUGGCCCCAGAUCUGGGGCUUCAAGGUUUCACGCUUCCAAAGGGUUAGCAAGCCAGUUGCAGGCCUUUUCUGGGGGUCGCUGGUUGCCGUUGGCAUUAUAAUUACCAUCGUUCUUGCCCGGAGUCCCGAUAAGGGUUACGAACCCUCGACAUGGGCGUGGAUUGACGUAAUAUACACUCUUUCCUACGUGAAACUGCUCAUCACCAUUGUGAAGUAUGUGCCUCAGGCAUGGGUCAACUAUAAACGCAAAUCCACAGACGGCUGGAGUAUCGUCCAAAUCCUCCUGGAUCUGUCAGGGGGCGUGCUGUCCCUGAUUCAGCUGAUACUCGAUUCAAGUUUCCAAAAUGAUUGGAGCGGGAUCACGGGGAAUCCUAUCAAAUUUCUCCUGUCGAACGUCACAAUCGUCUUCGAUUUGGUCUUCGUCGUUCAGCAUUAUAUUCUGUACCGGGAGAAGGACGAAGGCAAGGACAGACGCAGGAAUCCAGAUCUCAUCACCCCUCUGCUGGCAGACCCGAACCAUCUGCCCAGAACUGCUAGUUACUAG